AUGGCACCGUGGAUCAGGAUGUGCAGCUGGGGCACGUACAAGGACUGUGACGAGGGCCUCGCCUACGUGCAGGGACAGCUGGCAUUAGGUGUUGCAUGCUCUGAUGCUGAUGUCGUAGGCUCGUACAGGAGAAUCCUUGAACUGGGCACAUGGCGUCUGGACACGGGCUGUGUCAUAGUUCCGUGGUUCCUGCAACCGUACCUGGCCACGUCAUCGAUAACGUUGUCCGAGGACCUUGCCAGACGAGCUGUGGAAUGCAAGGCACGGUUGCAGAUACUUGAGCCGCCGUCGACUGGUGCUGGUGACUGUAAGCUGAACAGGCACAGGGACAGAUGCCAGGUCAUGGGCAGAUACGCUUCGAUCUGCACGUCGAUUGCGUCCACUGACUGGUUGCUCACGGGCACUGGCACGAUGACGUUCUGCAACCUGGCAGGGUCCACGCUCACGUUCACGAUGGCCUUGCCGAUGGCUGAGAUCGUGCACUGUACACCUGGACCCGAGUCGAUAGCCUGCCUCAGGCCUCGGAUCAGCUUCCAGGUUCUGCCAUGCACCGCUCAGAUGCUAAGGUUGGCAGCUCAUUGUCCAGUACACCUGCGCGAUCGAUCCACUGCCGUCAACUUGGACGCCAGCAGGCAGGGCGUGACCAUGAACCUGCGUGGCGUGAACCUUGUCGAUACGUACCAUUACUUGGACAAGCUGCACAGGCAAGAGUGGCAGGGCACGUCACUUGCAGCAGUAGCAGAACGCGUGGGCUUGCCAAGGAAGCUGAGUUACCUGUCACCGUCCUUCUCGCCAUCGUUCAAUGAUCCAAUCGACGCCUUGAUCCUCUCCAUGUAUCCGACCAUCAUGCGAGAUCUGAACGUGUCAGUGGAGACUGAGACACACAAGCACGUGCCAGGGUACGAGGACCUUGGCAACGGAUCAAUGGCCUGGACCAAUGACGUGUGCACGAUCGUAACAGACGAUGGGCCCGUGUCAUUCGAUAGGACAACGCCCGGUGUCCUCCGCCAGUGCCUGGAGGCGUUGAUUGCCAAACGUGAGGAGGUAGGUCGCAAGAGCACGAUGGGCUGGUCGUUCAAGGUCGCCGUCCUCAGUAUCUAUGGCGAGCUCGGGGCCAAGGACUCGUCAUUCUCAUCAAGGACGUGUGCAUCUGCUGUGACAACGGCUGGCAGAUGGGUCCUGACAUCGAUCAGCGCCAUUGCAGUGGUCACGGGCCUGAGACCUGUGUACGGUGACACGGACUCGGUCUUCGUAACAUUGCCAGGGUCAUCGUACGGGUUGCAGGAAUUCGAGAGCAGGGUGAGAACAUUCGCCAACUACGUUGGCGCAGUCUUCAAGCGUACUCCUCUCGUGUCAUUGAACCUCGAAUCAGAGGCCACGUACCUGCAACUGAUCUGCGUGGGCAAGAAGGCGUACUGUGGCAUGCAUACCAAGUUCGGCUCCUGUGGCAAGGAUCCCGUCUGGCAUGCAAAGGGGCUAGCAUCGGUCAGACGUGACAGGCCCAGGGCGGCGCAGGCAUUCAUGGAGAUCGUAGCCCUUGCCAUCUGUCAGGGCAAACCGACUCUGGCCGGUGCAAUUGACAGCCUGCAACAGCGCGUGGUCGGUGCAUAUGACAAUGGCACGUUGCUGACAGCCUAUGCAUGGACUGCGGUCAAGGAGGCGUCCCAGGCAAUGGACAAUCCCUACUGGCAGGACGUGUUCCAGCCCAUCAAUGAGGUGACCAAGCACCAUGGCAUCCUUGGAACACUGUCAGAUUGCCAGGUCAUUGACAUGAUCCCAGGCGAGGAGUCCAGCACACCUGACAUGGAAGCACGCCAGCCUGUGACUUGGACGGAGGGCUUCAUCGAUUGCCUGUACACGCCUGCGUCCGUUGAAGCUGGCAGGAUACGUCGUCUUGCGCACGGUGUCAGGCUCCUGGUGGAGGACGCACGAAUGCUGGACCAGUUGCAGUUGAUCUUGAACCAUGCCAUAGCUCACGUGGGCAGUGAUCACAGUGACAGUGACGGGUGGCUGCUGUGCUGGUCUGGUUACGUGGUCAGGGUCUCAUUCGAGCACGUCUCGGCCAUUGUCUCGGCCUGGAGGUCACCUGAUCUGCAGUCCUCGGACGUUCCCGGCCCGCUACUGCACCUGUUCAAGCAGGCCAAGGUCGUGUGCCUUGUGACGUGCACCGGUGUCAUGGUCAGGCACCUUGACGGGGCCGAUGCAACGUUGCCAGGUGUCUGGAUCGAUAACUUGACUUGGCACUCGGAUCGCGUGACAAGGUUGCUUGAACACGUGCUGCCUGACAGGGACAACGAGACACAGGCCCACGAGUUCAUGUGCACGACCGGCCGUCUGAUACCGUUCAUCACAAGGGACGAGCCUCCAAGACCACUGCUCGCGUGUUCUAUGGCCAGUCAAGCCCUGUGCAGGCCAUACGUGAAGCUGUCGUCGACUGUGUCCCCAGUGAAUACGUACGUGCCCAUUGUCAGGACGCAGCUGUUGCAUGAUCUGAUCAGUGAGCUAGACCCAUCAACCGGACUGAGUUUCCCAGGCAUCAGUCUCAUGGCACUGUUCCAUAACGAGCCCUGCAACUACGAGGACGGUGUCAUCGUAUCUGACCAGAUCAAUGCACAGGGGCUCAUGGCACAUGAAGGCGUGAUCUUCCAUCCGAUGCCUCAUGACGCUGGUGACCUGGUCGGGACAUCGAUCGGGCCAGACACGGAAUGGUGGCGACCUGCAGACUCAGGCCACGUCUAUGCCCAGUCCUACAGCAGCCAGCGAAUGCGGUACGUGGCUGUGAGGAUGCAGUGCAACGACCUGCGCAUAGGUGACAAGCUGGCCACGUGGCACGGUCAGAAGUUCACGAUAUGCGAGAUCAGGCCCCAUGAGCAGAUGCCGUUGUGCACGUGCCAGAGGACGGGUUCGGUGUUCAGACCACAGAUCAUCAUCGCCUCCAGUUCAGUGCACGACAGGCUGACACUUGGCCAGGUGUUCGAGGCAGGGCUUGCGGCGACUGUCUGUGAUCCAGCCGACUGGGACUCAAGGACACAGUACGAGCCCAUUGUGCUGCAACAGGACUGGCCCAGCACCUUGGACCGCAGCACGUUGACGCGCACGUGUACGAUUCAGUAUCCUGGUGCAGUGGGCAGACAACAGGGCCCAGUCCAUCAGAACGGUGCAUGGACCGCUGGUGCCGUAACAGCUAACUACGGCCCGUGCUGGAUCUGGCAACUGGUACACUUGGUCCGUGACAAGCAGCAGUACUGUAGCAAGGUGCCCACGUCCCUGAUGAUGCCACGUGGUCGACUGCGUGGUGCACCGGUCCGAUUGGGCGAGAUGGAACAACAGGCGCUUGUCAUGGCCGGCUGUCCCAGGUUCGCAGAAGAGCUGGUGCAGAGUGCUGACCUGUGUACUGCCUACGUCUGCGGCAAUUGCAGGAGGCUCGUGGAACUCUGUGACUGUUCCACUGACACCGUUCCAGUCCGCAUGUGCAUCAGGAAGACGGUCGCAGUUUUCGACAUCUGCCAGGCAGUCGCUGACUUGAACCUGUCACGUGCAGGCGUCAGGCAAUCUGUGCCCUCGUCAAUUGCCUACGAUCCUUGA
Messenger RNA from Closterium sp. NIES-65, 3585 nucleotides. Lineage: Eukaryota; Viridiplantae; Streptophyta; Zygnematophyceae; Desmidiales; Closteriaceae. The record is from the annotation of a GenBank genome assembly.